Messenger RNA from Oryctolagus cuniculus (rabbit), 2616 nucleotides. The record is from RefSeq and is a predicted model, not a curated record. Lineage: Eukaryota; Metazoa; Chordata; Mammalia; Lagomorpha; Leporidae.
AGUAUGUACGUGUGAGCUGAUAUCCCAUUGUGGUUUGGAUUUGCAUUUCCCUCAUAGGUUAUGAUGUUGAGCAUUUCUUCCUGUAUUUGUUGGCCAUCUGUAUAUCUAUGGGGAACUGUCUGUUGAGUUCCUUUGGCCAUUUCAUAUCUGGAUUGGUUGUGUUUUUCUUGCUGCUAUUUUUUUCUAAGUUGCAGAUGUAUUCUUGAUAUUAAUCCUUUGUCAGAUAGGUAGCUGACAGAUAUCUUCUGCUCAUUCUGUUGUAUGUCUCUUCCAUCUGUGAUGACUUCCUUUGCUGUGCAAAGCUUUUAAUUUCAUUUAAUCCCAUUUGUUUAGUUUUGAUUUUUCUGCUGGUCUUUGAGGGUCUUUUGCAAGGGCCAUUGCCUAUUCCAGUGCCUUCGAGCUUUUCUUUGUAUUACCUUCAAAAAGCUUCAUAGUCUCGGGUUAUAGAUUUAGGUCUCUGAUCCGUUUUGAGUUGAUUUUCCUAUUUUAUGGGAGUUAUGAAUCUAAUUUCGAUGUUCUACACAGAUACAUCCAUUUUUGCCAACAGCAUUUGUUGAAGAGUUUUUCCUUACUCCAAUGGAUAGGUCUGAAUCCUAAAAAUCUGGUGUUGUACAUAUUUGGAUUAAUGUUGGAGCUCACCUUGUUUUCUUCCAUUGGUCUGUGUGUCACUUUUUCUGCAAGUGCUUUGAUAUUUUGUUUAGUGUAGAUUUGUAGAAUACUUUGAAUCAGAUGUUGUGAGGCAUCUAGGCUAAUUUUGUUUUGUCUUUUUUCUCAGGAACACCUUAUCUAUUCUGGAUCUUGUGUGAUUUUGUAUGAAUUUUCGGUUUGUUUUAUGUAAUUCUGUAAAGAAUGUCAUCGGUGUUUGGAUACAAAUUUAAUUGAAUCUUUAGGUAGCUUUAGGUGGGUUAGAGAUUUUAAUUAUACUGAUUCUUCAAAUCCACCAAAAGGGAUAUCUUUCCAUUUUUUGUGUCCUUGGUGAUUUCUUUCAUCAGUGUAUGGCGAUUUUCAUGAUAGAGCUCUUUGGCUUCUUUGGUUACAUUUAGUCUUAAACAUUUGAUUUCUGUUGUUAUUAUCUUUGGGAUUUUUUUGAUUGCUGUGUCAGUGAGUUCAUCAUUAAGGAAUAAACACUGCUGCUUACACAGUAUGCUUAUUUGUAACCUGUGACUUCACUUAAUUGUUUCACCAGUUCUAGCAGCGUGUUUGGUGGAUUGUUUUCAUUUUUUCUCGUACCAUAGCAUGUCACCUGCAAGCAUUUAGAAUUUCAAUUUCUCUUUUAUAAUCUAGGUGCUAUUUCUUUCUUUCUACUCCUUUCUUUCUCUUGUGAAAAUUUACAGUACUGCAUUCUGUCAGAGUGGUAAAAGGGGACAUCCUUGUGUUACAUGUUUGACAAAAAUGCUUUCACUUUUUGCCCAUCCAGCAUGCCAUUGGCUUCGAAUUGUCAUACAUAGCCUUUAUGAUUUUGAUACCUAUUCCUUUUAUACCUACUUUGUGGCGGUUUUUUUUUUUCUUAAUAAUGAAUGGGAUUGAAUCUUUUCAGGUUAUUUUUCUGUAUCUAAUGAGAUGAUAAUGUGUUUUUUUUUAAAAAAAAGCUUUAUUGCAUUUUUGCAAGAAUUACAGAGAGAGAAACAUUGUGAGAACAGGUGAGCAAGAGAGAGAGGGAGAGAGAGAGAGGUGUUAUAGGCUGCAGCGGUAUGGUAGGCUUGGAGAGUGCAGGAGGGAUUUGCUGCAUUUAAGCUUAUGGGACAGAGAUGCCCAGGGCAUCUACCCAGCAGCAUUCUCCCCCCAAAUCUGCAGGUUUGGAGGCACGGGGGGGCAGCAGAUCUAUUGUGAGGAAGCCAAGAAGUGGAUGUCUGUCUACUCUGCUCCCUCCCACAGAGCACGGAUGUGAAACUCACCCAGAGUGGACGCUGAAGCUCAGCUGCCGGGUGUUCUUCCAGUUCUGGAGACUGCACAGCUUCCUGCUCAAUGUCAGCUGGACCUUCUUCCGGGAGAGAAGCAACUGCCGUCGGACAUAUUGCUGGGGAAAGCCAGACAUGAGCCUCCUUCAGCACCGGACACAGCCUAGGAUCCUGCUGGGCUCAGGACCUCCCCUCCCAUCUCUAGUCCCACGAGGAAUGUUUGUUCCCGUUCUCUGCUCGGGGAGCUUUUUCAUGGUGUGGCCUCAUCCUCGACAAAGCUGUGGGACUCAGAGCCAGGCUCUGUGUGGCCCGACGAUCCUGCUGACCCUGGCCUCCUGCAGACCAUGGGCCGCCAUACCCCUGGCCGCAUCUCCAGCUUUUCAAGUGGGAAGAAACCACCCCGCUUCCCAGGACUUGCACUUCUGUGGGCCAUCCUCAGCAAGACAUUUUCAUGGAUAUGAAACUGGACACCGAGUUGACGCUGAAGUUCAGCUGCUGGGUAAUCUUCCAUUUCUGGAGCCUGCUCAUCUUCCUUGUAAAACCCGGCUAGGCCUUCACCCUGGACAGGAGCAACUGGUUCGGAGUCAGCGGCUCAGCCAUGAGGAAGCCGAGAAGUGAUGUCUGCCUCCCCUCCUCCCUCCCAGAGGAUCUGGAUGUGAAACUAACCCAGAGUGGACGCUGAAGCUCAGCUGCCAAGUAAUCUCCCAUUCCCAGAGAG